This is a messenger RNA of Oryctolagus cuniculus (rabbit), 1784 nucleotides long. NCBI's taxonomy places the organism in Eukaryota, Metazoa, Chordata, Mammalia, Lagomorpha, Leporidae. The record is from RefSeq and is a predicted model, not a curated record.
AAAUCUUUUCAAUUUCCAUCCGGCAAAUGAAGAAUGAAAAUUGCCUAGAAAACAUACUUGCCAGUGCAGUAUAUUCAAAGAACACUUUAAGAAGAACACAUCCCAUGAAAGAAGUUUUCUAUGUCUUCAUGGCUCAAUAUAGAUCCUCCCCUACACAGCACUGCUAUAUAUGCUGAUGAAGAAGAACUCUCCCAACACUGUGGGUCAUCUGUCCCUUCAACUCCUCCAGGAAAAGCAACGAAAGAAAGCUUGAGCACUUCUGCAAGUGAAGCAAGUGAAAGCGCGUCUGUAAAACUGAGAGCCACAAAGCCAGGAAGAAGAUGUAAGCCCCUUAGCGAUGGCUCUGACAGCUCGGGAGAAAGUGAGAUACGAAGAAAAGUUCAGUCACCAGAGAGAAUCGGUGCGCGACGGUGUGACACUGUUCCGGCCGGGGCGCCGUCGGGGCUUCCCGAGAGACGGCCGCGGUCAGAGAGGCCCGAGGCGGGAGGCGGCCGUGGCAGCGGUGCACCUGCGGACGGAGGGACCCCGGCCGUGGUGAGGCCGCCCCGUGGGAUAGAAAAGGAAACUCAGAAAAAGGAGACUAUGUCUCGUGGCAAAAGGAAAAAAACAAGCAAUGAAGCUGGAGAUUCAGGUAUUUCUGACAGCGUGCAUAUUUGGUGUCUAGAAGGAAAAAAGAAGAGUGACCUCAUGGAGUUGGAUAUUGUUUUGUCUGCAUGUGAGAAAGCAAUCCGGGAGCAUAAAGAAAGAAUAGAAUCUAAAAUUUGUAAAGAAGCCAUCAAUAAAUUUCAUUGUAAUAUUAAAGAAGAACUCAUCAAAAUGGUGAUUGCAGAUAUCAAGAAGAAAAGGCAGCGUUUGGUUGAAGUCCAGGAUGAACUGCUUCGGUAAGAUAGCAACAGUCCUGUGACAGAACAUACCUCAAGGAACCCAAGUUAAUACUUGCUGCUGUGCCAUACGAAAACUCCAGGUUAUCUUUGAAUUUGGAUGCUCAGUGAGGGCAGGUUAUGCUACGUCGCUGUAGCCCCCAUUAGCAAGGGAGGAUUUGCCGCUGAUGUCCCGACUUCUCUCAGCUGUGGCCUGAGAGGCACCCCAAUUAAAUUCAUGCAUAAAUUAAUGCAGUUAGACUGCCUGGCUUUGAAUCCAGACUCGGCCCCUCACUGCCCCUGCAACUUUAACCAAGUCACUUAACCUGUUAAUAACUCCGUUCCCUCUUUAGUAUAAAGGCGUAAUGCUAUCUAACAGACCAUCGGGUGUUGUGAGAAGUGCUUCAUGGGGAUGGCACAUGGUUAAGUGCUGUAUAAAUGUUGGCAGUUUGUGUUGGUGAAACACAAACACCGUGGGUGGCACUCAUGUGAAUCCACAUUCCCAGAGGCUGGACCAGACGGUCCCAGAACUGGCCAGCCGGGGUCUGGUUGCAAAGACUGGAGCCCACAGCAGCCUGCAAGUGUUUCUUCCUGCUCUUCUGUACGUGUUGCGUGAGCUGGGAGUGUGAUAGUAAAGCAGUACCAGGGAGGCUGUCUGCUCUGAAGGUGUACGACAGCUGAGAAAGGCCGGUAGAAAAGACAGUGAAGCACAAAGUACUGUCGCAGGAGUUGAAGAGGGAGAAUUGGUUGUCUAGUCCUUUGGUUUCCAAAUUUAGACUACAGACAGGUGCUGGCCCAGGCUACAGCUAAGAACAGCCAAGGUAAUACGACAGCCUACAUCUAGCAGUCCCCUGGGUGCGGGGCGCUUUCCUGAUUUCACCCAUUGAUCGUCCCUGUCAUCACUGAGGGAGGUUAUUAUCUCUG